This is a messenger RNA of Antechinus flavipes (yellow-footed antechinus), 1865 nucleotides long. RefSeq names its product chitinase 3 like 1 (gene CHI3L1). NCBI's taxonomy places the organism in Eukaryota, Metazoa, Chordata, Mammalia, Dasyuromorphia, Dasyuridae. The record is from RefSeq and is a predicted model, not a curated record. Gene Ontology annotation, cellular component: extracellular region. Gene Ontology annotation, biological process: carbohydrate metabolic process; chitin catabolic process. Bases 161 to 1303 code for a protein of 380 amino acids. Gene Ontology annotation, molecular function: chitin binding. The transcript is spliced from 10 exons.
AAAGGAGUCGAGUGGAGUUAGAUAAAAGGAAGCCAGGAGCUGGGGGAGACCAUACAGGCAGCAGGGAAGCAGACACAAGGACUGGCAGUAAAGCUACGGGCAGUGGACAGCUGACACAGACAGCAAGCACAGCUUUUGGGCAUUCUGCAGCCCAGCCGAGAUGGGUCUGAAAGGAGCUGAGAUAGGUUUCAGCCUCUUGGUGCUGUUCCAAUACAGCUAUGCUUACAAGCUGGUCUGCUACUAUACCAACUGGUCCCAGUACCGGCAUGGAGAUGCCGCAUGCCUUCCGGAUAAUAUUGAUGCCAACCUGUGCACCCACGUCAUCUACAGCUUUGCCAACAUAAGCAAUAAUCAGAUUGACACCUGGGAAUGGAAUGAUGUGACGCUCUAUGAAACUCUGAAUGAGCUCAAACAAAGGAACCCCAAACUGAAGACACUCUUGUCUGUGGGUGGAUGGAGAAUGGGUACCAAGAGGUUCUCUGACCUGGCGUCCCAAACUGAGAGCCGAAGGACCUUCAUCAAUUCGGUCACGACAUUCCUGAGGACGUACAACUUUAACGGAUUGGACCUAGCCUGGCUCUAUCCAGGACGGAGAGAGAAAGAAAAUUAUACCUUAUUGCUUCAGGAAAUGGCAGAUGAAUUCUCCAAAGAAGCUAAGAGGACUGGAAAGGAGAGACUUCUGCUCAGUGCAGCAUUGCCUGCUGGGAGGGUCACACUUGAUGCAGGCUAUGACAUCCGCAAGAUCUCUGAAUAUUUAGAUUUUAUCAAUCUCAUGAGUUACAACUUCCAUGGACCCUGGCAAAAGACCGUAGGACACCACAGCCCCCUAUACAGAGGAAGGAAGGAUGAUAGUUACAGCAAUGUUAGAUAUGCUGUGAACUAUAUGCUGAUGAAGGGAGCCCCAGCCAGCAAAGUGGUCAUGGGUAUCGCAACCUUUGCGAAUACAUUCACCUUAGCCUCCGCAGAAUCUGAAGUUGGAGCACCGAUCCUGGGACCUGGGACUGCAGGACUCUACACAGGGGAGCAAGGGAUCCUGGCCUAUUAUGAGGUCUGUGGAUUCCUCCCUGGGGCCACUGUUAAGAGGAUUUUGGAACAACAGGUGCCCUAUGCCACAAAAGGCAACCAGUGGGUAGGAUAUGAGGAUCAGGAAAGUGUCACAGCCAAGGUCCAAUACUUGAAGACUAGGCAACUGGCAGGAGCCAUGGUGUGGGCCCUUGACUUGGAUGACUUCCAGGGUACCUUCUGCAAUCAGAAGCCUUUCCCCCUGACAGGGGCCAUCAAGCUUGCCCUCUCCUCUACUUAGAUCACAGCAUACCAUCUGUCUUGCUUCCCAUUCUUUCUGCUUCUGCUCUGGGGCCAGAGCUUUAACCCCAUCUGGGGGGCUAGGAGUAAGAGCUGAGUAUGGGAAAUGUGUCCUAUGGUAAGAAACUGCCCUGGUCAUAAGAAUGUCUGUUAAAGAUCAAAUGUAUUCCUCACUUUUAUUCUCUGCUUCAGGGGCCACUUUGGGAGGUUGGGAGAAUAGGGAGAGACAGGCAGUGAGGACUGAAGACCAGGACCAAGUCUGGCCACACAGUUGACCCUCAUUGAAAACUUGAUGGUGGCUUGAAUGGGCUUCCAGGUCCUGGAACUGUCCAUGGGCUGAUACCUAAGCCCCCUAACCUUCAAACCCCCAUCAUCGAUGGAUACUCACUCCAUAACCUAGAAUGGCAAUCCUUCUUCUCAUUCCAGGGCCCUGCACUAGGAUGGGCCGCCGCAUAGUCUUGCUUGUUUUCCUUAGAGAAGAGGUUUGGCUUUAACCCUGAAGGAUUUUCCUUUCUAUUUUCUUUACUGUUUAUUUGAAUAAUAAAGGGAACAAUUCAAAAGUC